AAAGGAAUAUAUAGGUCACAGAUUACAGUCCCCCCCGGAAGCCUCCCACGUCGUCGUUUUGUGUGCGGGAGGAUCGUCUCUGCUCUGUACUUUCUCGCCUCCACUUUCUGAGCCGGACUUCAUAUCAGUAUCACUCACCAUACUGUCUCACCUUCUAUUCAACUCUCCAACUCCACUUCUGCGCUCCAACCACUCUCUCUUUCCCUCUCUACAUACUCAUAUGCUGCUUCACGUACUCCCUUAGUAUUCUACAAUGUCCUCAGACCACUCGAAUGGGGACUGCGAGUCCCUCCAUCAACCCUUGCUUCAUUCCGAAAGACCCAGGAUCAAUUCCACGUCGCAGGUUGCCAUUGUUGGAGCCAAUGUCUGUCCCAUUGAGAGCCUUGACUAUGAGAUUUUCGAGAACGAGUUCUUCAAGCAGGAUUGGAGGUGCCGAGGGAAGAUUCAGAAAUUCCAGUACCUUUUCAUGAAGUGGGUUUUGUGCUUGUUGAUUGGUGGGAUUGUUAGCUUGGUUGGAUUUUGCAUUAAUCUCGCGAUUGAGAAUCUCGCCGGCCUCAAGUUCGUGAUCACAUCUGACAUGAUGUUGCAGGGGAGGUUUCUCCUGGCCUUUGUAGUAUUUUUUUCUUCGAAUUUGGUUCUCACUCUUUUUUCUACUAUAAUCACGGCUUUUAUAGCGCCUGCGGCCAUGGGUUCUGGUAUACCAGAGGUGAAAGCCUACUUAAAUGGGGUAGAUGCCCCUGGAAUAUUUACGCUUAGAACUCUGUUCGUUAAGGUUAUUGGAAGCAUUUCAGCAGUUUCAUCAUCCCUUCUUAUUGGAAAGGCUGGGCCUAUGGUGCAUAUAGGUGCAUGUGUGGGAUCAUUGUUGGGUCAGGGUGGUUCAAACCGAUAUCGACUAACAUGGAAAUGGUUACGUUUUUUUAAGAACGACCGUGAUCGACGGGAUCUAAUAACAUGUGGAUCAGCUGCUGGAAUUGCUGCAGCCUUCCGUGCCCCAGUUGGUGGGGUCUUGUUUGCUUUCGAAGAGAUGGCAUCUUGGUGGAGAAGUGCCCUUCUGUGGAGAACUUUCUUCUCAACAGCAAUAGUUGCACUUGUGCUUCGUGCAUUGAUAGAUGUUUGUUUAAGUGGUAAAUGCGGGCUAUUCGGUAAAGGUGGGCUGAUUAUGUUUAAUGCUUAUUCAGAAAGUAUUUCAUAUCAUCUGGUGGAUGUGCUACCUGCAAUAAUUCUCGGAGUUAUAGGAGGCUUACUUGGAAGCUUAUAUAAUGCUCUGUUGAGCAGGGUUCUCCGUGUCUACAACAUGAUCCACGAGAAAGGCAUUGCAUACAAAAUUUUGCUUGCUUGCUUGAUCUCCAUUAUUACUUCUGUUCUUCUUUUUGGAUUGCCAUGGCUUGUAUAUUGUCAACCUUGUCCAGUUGAUGCCCCUGAGGAAUGUCCUACAAUCGGCCGUUCUGGUAACUACAAGAAAUUCCAAUGCCCUCCCGGUCAUUACAACGAUCUUGCCAGCCUUUUUUUUAACACAUGCGGUGAUGCUAUCAAAAAUCUAUUUAGCAAAGGCACAGAUGAGGAGUUUACAUAUCCAUCAAUGUUUAUCUUUUUCAUCACAUGCUUUUUUCUAAGCAUCUUUAGCUAUGGGGUUGUUGCUCCAGCUGGUCUUUUUGUGCCAAAUAUUCUGAUUGGUGCAUCUUACGGGCGUGCGGUUGGUAUGUUGGUUGGCAAAAGUUCGACUCUUAGCCAUGGCCUUUUUGCUGUAUUGGGUGCUGCUUCCUUUCUUGGAGGAUCUAUGAGAAUGACUGUUUCCCUAUGUGUAAUCUUACUAGAACUAACAAAUAAUUUGUUGUUGCUACCCUUGAUGAUGCUGGUGCUUCUGAUAUCUAAGACUGUAGCUGAUGCUUUCAAUGCAAGUAUAUAUGACCUUAUCAUGAAAGCAAAAGGGUUUCCUUAUUUAGAAACUCAUGCUGAGCCAUAUAUGAGGCAGCUAACAGUAAGUGAUGUAGUCACAGGUCCGCUACAGGUCUUUAAUGGCAUUGAGAAGGUUCGCAACAUUGUGUUUGUCCUCAAGACUUCAAGUCAUAAUGGGUUCCCUGUGGUUGAUGAGCCUCCAUUUUCUGAAGCCCCAGUUUUAUAUGGUACGAUUCUUCGUCAACAUCUUCUCACGGUGUUAAAGAAGAAAGAUUUCUUGCGUACACCAAUGGCAAUAGGAGAUAAUGCCUAUGAUAGUUUUUCUUGUGAUGAAUUUUCAAAGAGGGGUUCUGGCAAUAGUGACAAGAUAGAUGAUAUACAGUUUACUGAGGAAGAGUUGGACAUGUACAUAGAUCUCCAUCCAUUUAGUAAUGCUUCACCCUAUACCGUCGUGGGGACAAUGUCUCUGGGAAAGGCCCUUACGCUUUUUCGGGAAGUCGGUUUAAGGCAUCUUCUGGUUAUACCCAAGGUCUCUAGUAGAUUACCGGUCGUCGGAAUACUAACAAGGCACGAUUUUAUGCCAGAGCACAUUCUGGGGUUGCAUCCUUUGCUGGAAAGAAGCAGAUGGAAAAGAUUAAGAAUAAAAUUUCCUUUUAUGAACAAGUUCUUCUAAGGCUCAAGCUUGGCCUUCAACAGAUGUAAAUAACUCCUAGUUGCAGAAGGCUGCAUAACAGAAAAAUCGUUCUCUGACCAGCUUAAUAAAAGAAUCCAGAGCUAUACAAGACAUUGCUCCUCAUUUCUGUACAAGGUUACAUCAGAAUUCUGAUGAGAUAUGAAUGCUUCCCUGGGAAAUGGAAUGUCAACUUGGGGAUGUGGGUUUAGGUCUCUGAUGAAGAUGGAGUUCUAUUUUUUUAAUUUUUUUUUUUUUUUGCAGUCAUUGGGGUACUGGGUUAGUCGAGUUAGUCAAUAAAUAUCGGCUUUAUAUUAAUUAUUAAUCAACCUCUUUGUCUCCCUUUAA
Neltuma alba is the source of this 2914-nucleotide messenger RNA. Its product is annotated as putative chloride channel-like protein CLC-g. The transcript is spliced from 7 exons. The record is from RefSeq and is a predicted model, not a curated record. Gene Ontology annotation, biological process: transmembrane transport; chloride transport. Gene Ontology annotation, cellular component: plant-type vacuole membrane; intracellular membrane-bounded organelle. NCBI's taxonomy places the organism in Eukaryota, Viridiplantae, Streptophyta, Magnoliopsida, Fabales, Fabaceae. Bases 254 to 2569 code for a protein of 771 amino acids. Gene Ontology annotation, molecular function: voltage-gated chloride channel activity.